Messenger RNA from Aureococcus anophagefferens, 645 nucleotides. RefSeq lists its product as hypothetical. NCBI's taxonomy places the organism in Eukaryota, Pelagophyceae, Pelagomonadales, Pelagomonadaceae. The annotation marks the transcript as partial. The record is from RefSeq and is a predicted model, not a curated record. Gene Ontology annotation, molecular function: protein binding. The transcript has 2 exons.
GAGGCCGACGGCGUGUCCGUGAAUCCGCUGGCCUACCUCGACCUUUCGGGAAGCGGCCUCGCGGAGCUCCCGGACGCCGUCGGCUGCCUCUGGGCCCUCGACGCGCUGAGCGUCCGCAACAACCGGCUGGCGGCGCUCCCCGCGGCCGUCGGUGAACUCGCGCUGCUGCGGAACCUCUUCGCGGACGGCAACGCGCUCGAGGCGCUACCGGUGGAACUCGCGCAACUCCGACGCCUCGAGGCGCUCACGCUCAACGAGAACCGGUUGGCGAGCCUCGAGGGCACGCUCAUCGUCAACUCGAACCGCCUCGCCGCGCUGCCCGCGAACGCCUUUCCGCGGCUCCGCCUGCUCACGGCCGACGAGAACGAGAUCCGCGAGCUCCCCGGCGAGCUCUGCGCCACCUCGACGCUCGAGGCGCUCCAUUUAAACAGCAACCGCCUGCGGUCCCUGCCGGCGGCCGUCGGCGAUUUGACGAACCUCGCGACGCUGAACCUCGAGUACAACGACCUCGAGGCGCUCCCGGCGAGACUGCCCCCGAACCUGCGCCUGCUGAAGCUCUCGUACAACGACCUCUCGACGCUGCCGCCGGACCUCGCGAAUCUACGGUACCUCAAGGGGCUCUUCCUUCUCGGCAAUCCGAAGCUC